This is a messenger RNA of Cordyceps militaris CM01, 1500 nucleotides long. Its product is annotated as MFS transporter. Gene Ontology annotation, biological process: transmembrane transport. NCBI's taxonomy places the organism in Eukaryota, Fungi, Ascomycota, Sordariomycetes, Hypocreales, Cordycipitaceae. Gene Ontology annotation, molecular function: transmembrane transporter activity. The transcript is spliced from 4 exons. The record is from RefSeq and is a predicted model, not a curated record. The coding region runs from base 1 to 1500 and encodes 499 amino acids.
AUGACGAGCGAUUCCUCAAACAAUGCCAGCAAGGCGGAGGAGGCGCACGGCACGCAUGCGCACGUCCAGGAAUUCGGGCAUGGCAAGAAUUUGUCCGCCGCGCACUCAAAGUUCCUCAUGGAGCGAUAUGGCACCGUUGAUCUCGAGCCGUUGCCCGAUCCCACCUUGGCCGACCCUCUGAACUGGCCUCAGAGCAAGAAACUCAUCAACCUCGCGCUCGUGUCCUUUCACACCGGCAUCUGCUCCUUUACCGCGUCUUCCGUCAUCCCCGCGUUCGGCGACAUCGCCACCCGCCUCGGCGUCACCAUCCAAGCUGCGUCGUAUAUGACGUCGCUGCAAAUCGUCAUCUUCGGCGGCGCGCCGUUUCUCUGGAACCCGCUCGCGCGCCGCUACGGCCGGCUGCCCAUCUUUGUUCUCAGCCUGUUCGGCAGUGUCGCCUGCAAUAUUGGCUGCGCCCGCAGCCGCACGUACGGCGAGCUGGCGGCCUGCCGCGCCCUCGGCGCCUUCUUCAUCUCCCCGGCCGCGGCCCUGGGCAGCGGCACCGUUCAGGAAAUGUUCUUUGCCGGGGAGCGCGCGCGCUACAUGGGCAUUUGGACGCUCAUGUUUACGUUCGGCGUGCCCUUUGCGCCGUUUCUCUUUGGCUUUGCCGUCGAAAGGGCCGGCUAUGAGUGGAUCUUCUGGACGUUGGCCAUUACCAAUGUGGUACAAUUCGUCGGGUACAUGGCCCUCGGGUCCGAGACGAUAUAUAUCCGCGGCAACGGCGACGCGGCCACGCCUGUGCCACGCCGCCUAGCUCUCCGCCGCAUCGACCCGGCGCCGUUCUCCGCGCUCGAGUUCGUGUACCCCUUUGUCUACGCCGCACGCUGGCGCGUCGCUAUCCCUGCCAUCGCGUACGCCAUGGUCUUCCUCCUCUGCAACGUCGUCACGUCGGUCGAGAUCCCGCAGCUCUUUGCCGAAAAUUUCCACUUUGGCGCGCAGGCACUCGGCCUGCAGUUCCUCGCGCUCAUCGUCGGAAGCCUCGCCGGCGAGGGGCUUGCCAGCGUCGCCUCGUCAUGGUGGAUGGCUCCACGCGGACCUGAUAACGAGCGGCCACCGCCCGAGCGCCGCCUCUGGCUCAGUCACGUCGGAUACUCGUGGUGCCUCGCCGGUAUCGUCGUGUUCCUCGUGCUGAGCGCGCAGCUGAGCGUGUACAACGUGAGCCCCGUCAUUGGCGCGGGCAUCGCCGCCGCGGGCAACCAGGUCGUCACGACCGUCAUGGUCAACUACGCCGUCGAUUGCUACCCCGAGGACGCGGCGAGCGUGGGCGUUUUUGUCGCGUUUGUCCGACAGACUUUGGGCUUCAUCGGUCCCUUUUGGUUUCCGCAGUUGUUUGCCGCGACAGGUGCUGUAAGCGCAGCCGUAGCUGUUGGCCUGCUCAUUGCUGUGAGCAUCGUGCCAACAAUUGUGCUGCAAGUCGCAAGCCGCAAGUACAGUCUCAAACCCCGCGAGGACGGCAGCUAG